Messenger RNA from Momordica charantia (bitter melon), 573 nucleotides. Lineage: Eukaryota; Viridiplantae; Streptophyta; Magnoliopsida; Cucurbitales; Cucurbitaceae. The record is from RefSeq and is a predicted model, not a curated record.
AUGGCUUUAUUAGUUUACGUUGAUGACAUUAUCAUCACAGGUGCAUCUCAGUCUAUCAUUACUGAUUUGAAGUCCCGUCUUAAUGCUGUGUUUAGGCUUAAAGAUUUGAGGCACUAUCCUCUUCAACUAAUUGAAGAUGCUGGGUUGCUUGGUUCUAAACCAGCUUCAUUGCCCAUGGAUACUAAUAUCAAAUUGAUGUUGUUUGAUGGUGAGCUUUUGGAAGAUCCUACUCUGUAUAGCAGACUUAUUGGCAGGCUGUUCUUCGCGCCUUUUGUGAUGCCGACUGGGCCUCUUGCCUGGACUCCCGAAAGUCGACAAGCAUUUUUUUUGGGAGAUAGUCUUGUUUCUUGGAAGGCCAAAGAGCAGACCACAGUGUCUCGGUCUUCAGCUGAAGCGGCGUAUCGUGCACUCACUGCUAGCACUAGUGAGCUUGUUUGGCUUGUUCAUCUUUGGAAGGAUUUACAUGUGCCUUUUCAACCUCCUGCCUUGCUUUUUUGUGAUAAUCAAGCGGCUAUUCAUAUAGCAUCUAAUCCUUCCUUUCACGAGCGCAGGAGACUGUCACUUUGUUCGUGA